AUGAGAUUCUUCGUGGUUUUUGCGGCCUUGGCGCCCUUGCUGGCACUUCGUGGGGCUUCUCUUGGAUCCUCACACGACGGCAGCAGCAUGUGCCCAUGCAUAGGCAAAGACGACCGCUGGGAGUGUGUCAAGGAAAAACUGGCGAGCUACGUAUCAUGUCCUGACGACUUUGGUAUUGGCUGCAAGACCCACAACAUAAGCGAGGACUGUGCAGUUUCUUUGUACCAGAGCGAUGUUGGAAAACAGCUCCAAUGCGGUCUAUCCCAUUCAGGAGAAUCACCUUGGUGCAACACGUCGUGGUGCUAUGUCAACGACUCAAAUUGCAUUGUGGACUGGGACUGGGGUGUGUUGGGCCCCUAUUCCUAUGCCACCUGCGGGAACCUGCGACAGGGGAGUGACAAGUACUUCCAAAAGUCGCUGGCCGCGUUUCUGCAGGAUGAUCCUCUCCGGGUCUUCCACCCAGUGAGCACUUUGGAAGGAGCCUACUUGGGAAACACCGAGUGCCACGAGCACUAUGAUGCUGAAUACCUGACACAUCAGAAGUGCAAAGGUGUCGUAGCAGAGUUUUGGGCAAGAUCACUGGAUGAGCUCAACAGUAACGAGUACCAAGUUAAAGUCGACCAUACAAUCAUCAGAAGGGUUGAGAAUGACAUCGAGAAUGGCAUCGACCAAUAUUUCAUUGUCUCGAACCUCACAAAAGCUUUUGAAGAGUACCAGGGAAAAUUUCGGGAGAACUGGACUGAGAGGCCUUCCAACUUUGAUCUGUGCGCCUUCGCAACAGGAAUGGGUUAUGUGGACUUGUGCUCUGGGGCAUUCGCCUUGACUCAUCGGCGGCAACAAAUGACCUUCAUGAUUGAGUUGUACACCUCUCCAGUCUUCAUGGUAUCCAAAAGCAUGUGUGACUUCCUUGCGUCAGACGACUUCGGCUCUGAAAAAUUUUGGUUGUGGUGGGUUUUUGUCUUUAGUCCCGGAGCUUGGGGUUUCUUCGUCUGCGUCGUAUUCUCCUUCAUUGUGGCCAUGAAAUGCCUCGACCAUUGCCUCGACGAACAAUCCGGAUCAGCUUUCGCCUUCCAGUCGAAAACCAGCCACAGGAGGGACUCGAACAAACCAAGCCGCACUCGUCCAUCCCACGUGCUGCGCUUGGGCCUGGGCUUCUUCAUUGUGUUGAGCCUGGCAGUGUAUGGGGCCAAAAUCACUGCAGAGAUGGUCUCAGCAAAACAGGUGAAAGGAGAGGUACCAAACUUGGAGAAGGCAAACACAGGACCAAAUGAGGUCAAAGUGUGCACCCACUCAGUUUUCAAAGAAUCCCUGGAGCUCCACGGGAGUGAAAAAAUCGUGCCAGUAUAUUCGGAUACCUGGAAAAAGCUCUUGGAGAACUUGGAGGAUAAAAAGUGUACUGCUGCACUUUUGGAUGAUGAGGCUUGGAACGCUUUUCGAAGCCGCGAAAAGCUUUGUGACUUUUACAAAGAACAAACAGCCGAUUUUUACGUGCCUACAGGAGUUGUCGUAUCCAAGCGAGCUUAUCGGACUCUCGAAACCUUCCGAUUCGAUACCCUCAAAACUGCAGUCUUCUUUGACAAGUCAAAGGUGCCCGGACAUGCUUGCCACCGUCCAAACUCAGCAGAGGUUGUUUGUGACAACAUCAUCAAGGACGGCGUGCCAUGGUAUAUGCUUUUCAGCCUCUUCGUGGUGGCAGCCGCUUGCGCUGUGUGUAGCUGUAUUGCCAUUUACUUCCGUGGAGAAGAUGAGGAGAAUGAAGAGGAGAAGAAGGAGGUCAAAAGGGAGGAGGACAUGAGAGCAAACAUUGAUGAGCGCCUUGAGCGCAUAGAUGAACGUAUAGACCGUAUAGAUAAGAAAAUGAAAAUGGCAAACAUUCAGCGUCUUUUCGACCAGAAAUCUUACCAGCGAUCGCAGGAGGUUGCCGGCCCUCCCGCACCGGAUGCAACACCAAAAAGCCAGGAUCCCGAAAAUCCGACGGAUGCUGCCCCUAGCAACCCCUUACCAACUUCUUUGAAGAAAGAGUUCAGGCAUCCAGACCAAACAGCAGGCGCCAAGUGA
Molecule: messenger RNA, 2058 nt
Organism: Cladocopium goreaui
Lineage: Eukaryota; Dinophyceae; Suessiales; Symbiodiniaceae
Source: the annotation of a GenBank genome assembly